This is a messenger RNA of Xylaria bambusicola, 1539 nucleotides long. Its product is annotated as hexose transporter. The record is from RefSeq and is a predicted model, not a curated record. Bases 1 to 1539 code for a protein of 512 amino acids. The transcript is spliced from 5 exons. Gene Ontology annotation, molecular function: carbohydrate:proton symporter activity. Lineage: Eukaryota; Fungi; Ascomycota; Sordariomycetes; Xylariales; Xylariaceae. Gene Ontology annotation, biological process: carbohydrate transport; transmembrane transport. Gene Ontology annotation, cellular component: membrane.
AUGAAAGACUCUUCAAUCGUAGGCGAGGCACUCGCCCAGGUGAUGCCAAGGACGAAUAAAUAUUGGUUUCAACAGCCUCAUCUCCUAAAACUCAACCUGCUACUCCUUAUGCCUCUUCUGUCAUCUUCUGUUGCUGGUUAUGAUGGAUCUCUUAUGAAUGGAUUGCAGUCUCUGGAGCAAUGGCAAACCUACUUCGGAAGCCCUAGUGGUGCCACUCUUGGUCUUGUGAAUGCUGCACAGGCUAUCGGCUCUGUCUUGGCUCUUCCUUUCGUUGGCGUUCUAACUGACAAGUUUGGUCGCAAGCCAUCGUUAUUCCUGGGUCUUGCUAUCAUCAUCGUGGCAACUAUUAUUCAGGCGACAUCCUUUAAUUUGUCACAGUUCAUCAUCGCACGCGCAAUCGUAGGGUUUGGUGGAAUGUUUUCUGUCCACCCAAGCCCGCUACUAAUUGCCGAGCUGGCCUAUCCGACACACCGUGGCAAAUACACAUCUGCGUUCUGGACUAUGUACUAUCUUGGCGCUAUAUUGGCCUCAUGGACGACCUUUGGAUGUCAGAACUAUCAGAGCACCUGGGCAUGGCGCAUCCCUUCGAUCCUCCAAGCUGGCUUCCCCAUAAUCCAAUUGAUUUUCUUCUAUUGGGUCCCUGAAUCUCCGCGUUGGCUAGUCUCGAAGGAUCGCACAGUAGAGGCCACGGAGAUUCUUUCGCGAUAUCAUGCUCCAGAUCAAGGUCCUGGCGAGUCGCCCCUGGUACGAUACCAACUCGAGCAAAUUGUACAGACGCUACGACAAGAAAAGAUAGCAAGCAGUGCUGGAUGGAGCGCAUUGAUAUCAACACCAGGUAAUAGGAAGCGGACCCUUAUCGCGUUCUUAGUCGGCUUCAUGGCACAGUGGAAUGGAGUAGCUGUUGUCUCGUACUAUCUUACGCUAGUUCUGAGAACAAUUGGAAUCACGUCGACUUACACGCAAACACUCAUCAACGGACUGUUGCAGGUUUUCAAUUUUGCAUCAGCUUUAGGAGCAGCAUUCUUAGUUGAUCGUUUAGGCCGCAGGACGCUGUUCCUCUGGUCAGGCGUUGGCAUGCUGGUCUCAUAUAUCAUCCUGACAGCAUGCUCUGCCGUAGUGAGUAUUUCAGGCAACCAAUCGGCCGGCAUCGUUGUCGUCGUGACGUUGUUCACUUUCUUCUUUCAUUACGAUAUUGCGUAUACGCCUCUGCUCUUCGGUUAUCCCACUGAGGUCUUGCCCUUUAACAUCCGCGGAAAGGGGCUAACGGUCGAGCUGUUCGGCAUAUACGGCUCUCUCACUUUAGUAUCCUUUGUGAACCCUAUUGGGCUAGAGAACAUUGGUUGGAAAUAUUACUUGGUAUUUAGCGUCCUUCUGGUGAUCUUCCUUGGAAUCACUUACUUUCUCUUCCCAGAAACAAAAGGCCAUACUUUGGAAGAGAUUGCCGUUUUAUUUGAUGGACCUCAGGUGCUUGGUGGUGAUCUUGGCAAAGCCUCAUCAAAGGACCCUAGCUCCGACAUCCAGCAUUACGAAGGAGUUUAA